CUGUGCCAGUGUUUAUCCAACUAUACACUAAAAUAUUGGUGAAUUCUGAGCAUUUUCUGCAUGUAUUAUUAUACUUCCUUGCAGCACUGAAAUAGAUCUACCUACCUAUACUGUAGCUUCCUAAAAAUGCUUUCUAUUUAUGAUAUUAUUCAGAAACACUGAAAACGAUACAAUUAUAGACUAGUAUAAUUAUGGUAUAACUUUAAGCACCUAUACUACUCGAUGUACCAACUAUAAUUAUACCCAAAUACGAUUGUGCAUCAGGUAUUUUUACUGUCCAAUAAUUUUUUGACCGUUUGAAAUCUACAUGCACCGACACUCUUGUUUGCAUCCUUCAAAUACUUGCACACAUGAGUAUACUGCAUGCAUCAAAUUUUUACACACACACACACACACACACACUACUAUCUAUUUGUUUUGACUAUUUUCUUUUAAAAGCCAACUUGAAGUAUCACAGCAACCAAUAUCAAGUCCAAGUUAGAAGAUAAGUCUUAUAAUUCAUGUCAGCUUGACCUCAACGUUUUAUAGCUUUACAAUAAUUAUUCAGCAUGGCCCCCAGUGAAUAGAUGUACAAUAACUAUUGGGUGUUAUAUAGCACUGUAGUUGUAUGUGACCAUAGAUAGAAGAGUAAGAGGGAUUGGUAACGGAAGCAGUUCACGUGAUCAUUUUACAUUGAACUGCAGUAAAACCUCGAAAACUAUCUGCGUUACGCCCUAUAGGCUAUUUUGCCGGGUAACUCGCUCAAAAUAAUAAAGUUGUGUUUUCUCAAGACAUAAUCUUUUUCAGCAAUUUAUAACGCGCCCAGUCUGUGAGCCACGUGUUGCACUUGCUAAUGACUGACCACACCCAGUAAAAAGGGACAUUCCAGGAAAGUUUUAGGCAAACAGCUGCUAUUUAUAGUCUUGUAUUGCUAAAAUGUGUAAGCGUGCUGGUUAUAACUGCUAAAAUAGGUAUAGACCUUUAAAUAUGAGUGAGUUGCACAGACUGAGCAUAUAUGCUUGUGGUAUAUUAUGCACUAUGUGUAGAAAUAGGCCAUCAGCUUGACCUACCCGGACCACCCCCAUCUACAGCUUUAGCUUGUUGACACAGCCUCGAUUAAACCGCGGGUAACGCGGAUGUUACACGAGGGUACUUCCGUUACCAAUCUCUCUUCCUCUUCCAUCUAUAAUGUGACUGAAUGCAACAGAUGAAUGGGGAGAGUUGGUGCACCGUUAUAAAGACUCUUUAACCCAUCAUUCUCGGCUCUCCAGGCUGAGCAUCUGUUUGCUUUUUUGUUUCUGUCUGUUCUCUACCUUAUGGUGUUUGCCUUUCUAUGUUAACCUACCCUUUAAUUGUGCAUACUUUAAUUAAAGCACAGAUUCUAAAUUUAGGAAUCAAUCAGAUCAGCAUGUCAGCAUGGCCAGUUGGCCACCCCCAGUAACAUAAUGUGGAUAUGGACAUACAUGUAGACAGCUAAUUAUGACAUAAUAUAUACUACUUCUAACCAUUGGUGUGUGUAGAAACGAAGACGCUUGCAGCAUUUUCUUAAAAAAAGCACAGCCUCUAAAAAAAGACACAGAAAGUAAAAUUCUUUAUCAAUUACUACAUCUACAUAAUUACCCAAACCCCCUCCCCCUGGCCUCCCCUGAGAGUAUUAAAAACCAGCAGAUCAGACUCAGCAGAUCAGACUAAAAAAACACAAUUCAAGUAAAAAGACUAGAUUACAAGAACUGAAGGUAACUACAUAGUAAAUUGCAUAUUAUUGUUAGAAGCAUGAAUACAAAUAAUAAUAUAUAGCUAGCUUACCAACUUAUAGUACAGUUAUUCCUGCAACCAUGUGUCUCAUAAGCAAGUUAACGUGUAAGUGCAUUAUGGAAAUAGGAGAGGUGGCACCCUCUUCUCAGUUCCUCACAAUUUUUGUUUGUUUGUUUUAACCCCUCCAACACACACACACACACACACACACACACACACACACACACACACACACACACACACACACACACACACUUGCAGCCGAGACAGGAGCGAUCUACAUCAAUGCAGGUACAAUUGUUACUUAAAAGGCAAACAGCUUAUAGGAAACAAACAACACGAGCAACUGUUAUUCACACAUUGCAUUUAGAGCGAUGCUCUGUUUAACAACGGUAUCCAUAUCAUCAUCCCAUGCAUGACAACAUGCCAUAAAUCACCUUACACCCUUCUUAUAUAUAAUUAUGUAAACAGGCAUUAACGCACAAGACAAAAUGCAUAAGCUUUCCCUUCCCUUAAUUAGUACAAUGUGAUAUACAUAUACAAAACCAACACUACUAUAGUCAUAGCUAAAUCUCUGAUUACAUGCACUAUAUGUAAACGAUCAGCUUUCUGACAACUUCAAUGAGAAUAUAUACCACCCUCUCUAGCUGUAUAUGUAUUUUCAUUGUGUAAUUUAUUACAAGAAUUGGAUGUAAACAAUGAUAUCAACAGACCAUUUUUACGCUGUUGAAACCACCCAAAAAUGACUUUUGGCAAGCUUUCACGAAAAUAGUUCACCCAAAGCCAUACUGGUGAUUCUCUCAUUGCUGAGCAUGAUGCUAAGCGGCAGUGGUUGAAAUCAUCACUGCAGUGUCUUCUCGAGGCAGAAUGUCAACCAAUUAAGAGUUUCUGCAUCAGAUAGUUAGCAUGCACAAACCAGGAUAUGGUACGACCAUGCAUAUCGAUUAAAUGUACAUGUACAAACAAUCUCUCAAAAUUCUGUUUUAGCACACUCGUGCACAUUCAUUCACUAGAUAGUGAGUUGCAUGCAUGCCCUCUCUUCCUUUAUACGCCCUUGCUAUACAUAUUUCUCUAGCUGUAUAUGUAUUUUCAGUGAAAGUAAUAAUUUAUUACGGUUACAACACAGUUUAUUAUUGUUUUAGACACUAGUUGAUAAGAUCUACAUGGGAAGUACAUGGGAAAAAUGCCUCAGAGCAGGUAUACUAUGGGACUUAGUAUACCUGCAAAUUUACUUAGCAUUCCGUUGUCAAGUAAUUGUAUCAAGCGGUUUGCGCAUGCGCACUAGUAUCUAAAUGAGUUAGACACUGUUUUGUCGGUGUCCAUGUGAUUUAGAAGCCCUCAGCCACUUUAGUACCCUCACUACGCCCGGGAUACUAAAUCAGAGCCUUUGGGCUUCUAAAUCCCAUAGACACCUCCAAAACAGUGUCUAACAAUUAGAUCUAUAGACACACCCAGAUACAAUUAAUUUAUCCCAGGCCUACAAGUUGGUGACCUAGCGUUAUUUUAUUUUAGAGACAACUCGGCCUGGGGAAGAUCACAGAUAUUUGAUAUGCAUAGCAGCAGUUGCUAUGUUGAGCUACAUGUAGAGAUGAAGAAGAAGCUGGGAAAUGAAAUUUGGAGACUGAGGAUAAACUGGACUUUCUCAGCAUUUUUGAUAUCAGUGCUGUGGACCAGUACAGUCAUAGAUCAAAUGUCGUCAAAUCACAGAUUUGUGACUAAUCCGAAACAAAAAGAUCUUAACCAAACGGCGAACAGCAACAAUGUUGAGGCAGGAUUAGGAGGUUCUGAAUUAUUUUACUCGAUGGUAACAAGCUCGAUUCAAUUUGGUGCUGUUAUUGGAAGUCUAUCAAUGGGUCUUCUUGUCAAGUACCUACCCUACUGGUAUCUGUUUAACGCCUCUCUAUGUGCACUCAUAAUUGGAAACAUCUUGUACGCUGUUUCAUACACGGCCUGGCUUCUUUUAGUUGCCGAAUUGCUUAUUGGGCUUUACCUGGGAUCAUACUUGACCCUUAGUUAUAGUUAUUCUAUAGACAGCAGUGUUGAGUAUAGCCAGCUACAGCAAGAGAACAACAAGACUACUCACAGUGAAAGAGAGAGCUCUAAGAUGCGUGAUUUACUGUUUGGAAUAGAAGGAAUGGGACGUGGAGUUGGAUUUUUCCUUGGACCAGGUAUUGGCGUAUUGAUGUCUUAUUUUUCUGUUGACCAAUUUCGAUCAGUUGGUUGGCUAAACACAGCUCUGAGCUUGUGCACUUUUAUUCCAUUCAUCUUUUUGUUUCGUGGAGAAAGAAGUUGCAAAGUUAAAAAUUGUCAAAUGAACUGCAGUUUCAAACAUACAUGUCAUUCCAACAUGGCUAUGAGCAAACUAUCCGUGCUUAUAAUCAUUUCAAUGCACCUACUAGCAUACCUGCUAGCCAUUGGAUGGGGAGUGUUCAAUGCAUUAUUGGCCCCAGUUCUAACUGACUCUUUUGGUUUUGACAUAAACUUUACAGCUUACUUUAUUCUGGCAUUCACUAUUCCAAAAGUCGUUGGAUCUAUUCUUUUGAUACUCCUUCAAAAAAUUGGAGUAAGUGUUCAAGUGGUAGGCAUUAUUGGAAUUUUGAUUACCAUUUGCGGCUAUCUGGUAAUGACAGACUGGCAGACUAUACCAUAUGACCCCUGUACUGAGUACAGUCCCUACCACCAUCCAGAACUGCUACAGAAUGUCCCAGCAAUGAACUAUACAAGUCGCUAUUCAACAGCUGCUACUAGCAGCAGUAUUCUAUUGCAAAGCUCUAUCAAACUCAAUUUUGAAAAUAACAGAACACAAUCGUUGUCACUUCAAUUGCCUAUUCAAAUGUUUGAACGUUGCAUGCAAACUGCACAUUGUGACUGUAACAGGGACAAAUCAAAGUGCCUCACUUUUGACAUUGCAGAUGAACACAUUUUUACCAUACGAAACACUGUGCAAGACGAAAUAAAGCAGCUCGAAGCAUUCAACUGUUCCAUCCACCCAUACACAAUAUGUUUGAAGCGACCAAUUAAUUUAGAAACUCUAAAUAUUGAAGCUCAAAGUGUGCAAGUCCUCACAAAUAAUCAGUUCAAUACAGCAAGUAAUGUUUGUAUUGAGGCAAUCAUACCUCACCAUCGUUGUCAUUGGAUACCGUUCACAAUGUUCACAGGGAAAAAAUGUGCAGAUUGCCCACCUAUCUGCAGAAGCACUCACCAAACACUAACUCUGACUCAGUUUGUUGUCGGAGUGUCGUUGUUUAUGAUUGGCUACUCACUUGCCUGGGUAACAGUACUAGCAAUCUCCUCAAAUGUGACACCAAAACCACUACAAGGGAUUGUGAUGGGCACUCUAAAUACAGUUAACACUCUUUCGGAAGCAACAAGUCAAAUUUUCCUGGAUGCAGCUUAUGAGGGGAUGCAGAAACGAUUAUUUGUCUCCACAAUAACAGUUGCCAUUCUGUUUGUGCCAUUCUUGUUGGAGCUACUAUUGCUUCGCCACCAAAACAUUGACUCACCUAACAACAAAGAGGACAAGACUGGAGGCGCUGAAGACACCACUGCCAUGCUGGAAGGACUAGAUAAUGAUAAAUAGAGUCAUUCAUAACCAAUAUCAAUAUCAUAAUUAUAAUACUCUGCAUGCUCAUGCAUAAUAAUCAUUUAUUUAUAAACUG
Messenger RNA from Halichondria panicea, 5393 nucleotides. RefSeq lists its product as uncharacterized. The transcript is spliced from 8 exons. The coding region runs from base 3284 to 5314 and encodes 676 amino acids. Gene Ontology annotation, molecular function: transmembrane transporter activity. The record is from RefSeq and is a predicted model, not a curated record. Gene Ontology annotation, biological process: transmembrane transport. Lineage: Eukaryota; Metazoa; Porifera; Demospongiae; Suberitida; Halichondriidae.